UUGCAUCAUUACAUCCACAUUUCAAACCACCAUGGAAACAACCUGGCAGCUCUACACUCUCCUCUCACUUAUCCUCCUAUACAUCGCAUACAUAUUCUCACCCAUUAAUGGAACUCGCCGCCGCCGCCGGCUUCCGCCGACUCCCGGCGCGCCGAUGCCUUUCAUCGGACAUUUCCGUUUCCUCAAGUUCCCUCUGCAUCGCACGCUUCACCAUCUCUCCCAGAAGCUCGGCCCGAUCUUCUCCCUCCGCUUCGGGAACCGCCUCGUCGUCGUGGUGUCGUCUCCGGCCACCGCCGAGGAAUGCUUCACCAAAAACGACGUCGUUUUAGCCAACAGGCCUCGCUUAAUCAUCGGCAAGUAUAUCGGCUACAAUUACUCCACCUUGGUGGCUUCUCCCUACGGCGAUUACUGGCGUAACCUCCGCCGCUUUGCAACGGUUGAGGUGUUCUCCACCGCCCGUCUGAACUUGUUCCAGUCGAUCAGACGAGAUGAAGUCGGCCGUCUGAUCGGAAAGCUCCGCCGGAAUUGCUCCGACGGCUUCGCUAGGGUUCAGUUGAGGGAAUCAUUGUUUGACCUGACUUUUAAUAAUAUCAUGAGAAUGAUCGCCGGGAAACGGUAUUUCGGUAGGGAUGAAGAUACUGAAGAGGCGAAGCGAUUUCGAGAGCUUAAAGAUGACAUUUUUAGGGUUUCCGGAAUAUCGAAUCCACAGGAUUUCAUUCCGGUGCUCAGAUGGUUCGAUUUUAGAGGGCUUAAGAAGAAAAUGGGUAAGCUUUUUGAACAGAUGGAUGGUUUCUUACAAGGCUUGAUCGAUGAGCACCGAGGCAAUAAAGAUGCAAAUACGAUGAUCAGUCACUUGCUGAAUUUGAGAGAAUCAGACCCUGAAUUUUACACCGACACCGUCAUCAAAGCACUUAUAGUGGUCAUGAUUCUUGCCGGGACGGACACUUCAGGAGUGACCUUAGAAUGGGCGAUGUCGGCGCUUCUCAACCACCCCGACAAGCUCGACAGGGCAAGAGCGGAGAUCGACGAGGUUGUCGGCGGCGAUCGCCUGAUCGACGAAUCGGACUUUUCGAGACUUCCGUAUCUCCACCACAUCGUUUCGGAGACUCUACGGUUGUUCCCGGCGACGCCGUUGUUGGUGCCGCACGAACCGUCGACUGACUGUAAGAUCGGCGGGUACGAUGUUCCACGUGGCACGAUCGUGCUUGUGAACGCCUGGAGCAUUCACCGGGACCCGGCGGUUUGGGAUGAACCGGAGAGGUUCCGACCGGAGCGGUUCGAGGGAGAAGCUGGACUUGCGACGCCGCCGAAGCUGAUGCCUUUCGGGAUGGGGAGGAGAUCGUGUCCCGGUAAUGGGCUGGCGCUGCGCGUGGUGACGCUGGCGCUCGGAGCUCUGAUACAGUGUUUUGAAUGGCGGCGCGUCGACGGCGAGAUGGUGGACAUGGCCGAAGGGAAAGGUGUGUCGACUCCGAAAGCUGUUCCCUUGGUGGCCAUGUGCAAGGCACGUGAGGUUGCUCUGAAAGUUGGACCACUCUCUCCUGCGGUGGAAUUAUCUUGAAUUUGAAUUUGUGUUGUUUAGUGUUUCAUGUUUUGCAAAUUCAGAAAGUAAGUGGAAUAAGUUUUACGAGAGAUACAGGAUUGGUUUGGUUUUAUUUUGAAUUUAGAAAUUUUAUUUGAUUUGUAAUUUAAAUAAUGUUAUAUUACUAUUUUACAGAAAAUAAUAAUAAUUUACAAUAUUAAUGGUUA
Messenger RNA from Andrographis paniculata, 1746 nucleotides. RefSeq names its product cytochrome P450 81Q32-like. The coding region runs from base 32 to 1558 and encodes 508 amino acids. The transcript has 2 exons. Gene Ontology annotation, molecular function: iron ion binding; oxidoreductase activity, acting on paired donors, with incorporation or reduction of molecular oxygen; heme binding. The record is from RefSeq and is a predicted model, not a curated record. NCBI's taxonomy places the organism in Eukaryota, Viridiplantae, Streptophyta, Magnoliopsida, Lamiales, Acanthaceae.